CUCCUCCAAUCGAGAGCAAAUUAGCAUUAGAUCCAAUUCUCUAAACCUCAUCUCGAUCCUAUGGUUCUCUUUGAUUUCAAGUCAGACAAGCACUUCGUUGCUUCCUUUGACAAAACUACCAUUCAUGUAUACGAGCUGACCAACCCUACCAUCCAUCCUUCCCGCAUCAGAAAGACUCAUUGGAGGGAAGUCGCCAACAUCACUCUUGCUCCAUAUCAUCGUGAUCGCGGCGACGACGAGAAGGACCAAAGCGAUUCCGACGCAGACGAUCCAGCAGCAGAUGAGGAGGAGGAGGAGUCCUACAACGGGCUGAUGUUCUUCGAUGGUCACGGGAAGAUCGAGGGACAAGAGGCGUUGACCAAGCUAGCCCAACACCUCACCCGCCUGCGGUUGAUAGUGAGCCCCCAAGGGCACAUCUAUCAAGAUGUCUCCGAAUUGGGAGAACACAAAGAGUUCGGGAUUCACUAUCUUCGAUUGAAUGAUCUCUUCAAUUGGACGGAUCACGGGGUCAGCAUGGUGGGCGUUACUAUGUGGCGACGCCUCGUGUUAAAGUAUAUCAUACCGAAAAGGGAGAAGCGACCGGUGAUGAGCGGAGCGGUGAGCAAGGAGAAGUACGAGGAGUUAAAAAAGAUGGUGAGCAGUAAGGAUAAGGAGUUGGGAAAGCUGAGGGAGGAGAUGGAGGAACAAGAGAGGGAGAUACAACUGCUAAAAGAAGAGAAGGAGGAUGCAAGUGAGCAACACGAGGCGGAGCUACGGGAGUUGGAAAAGGAAAAGGACGAGGAGUUGAGAAUAUCGUUGAAGAAGAAAGACGAGGAGUUAAAAAUACUGAAAAAGAGGAAGGAUAAGGAGAUACAAACGUUAAAGGAAGAGAGGGUGGACCCAAGUGAACAGCAACAGGAGAAGCUGCGAGAGUUGGAAAAGAAAAAGGACGAGGAGUUGAGAGAGAUGGUGAAGAGGAAAGGUGACGAGUUGCAAAUGCUGGAGAAGAGGAAAGAUGAGGAGUUAAAGAGUAAGAAUGAUGAAUUGAAGAUUUUGAAAAAAGAAAAGGACGACGGUGCAAAGCUGAUCAGAGAGAAGGACGAGGCAUUAAAAACAUUGAGGGACCAAGUGGAGAAUUUGAAAAAGGCUAGUCAGGGGAGUGAAGCUGCAACUGCAACGAACGGGAAAAUACUGGUGAACAAUGGUGAAUGGCAUACGUUGAAGAAGGAUAAGGAAGCACUGCAGAAGUCGAUCACCGAGAAGGACGUGGAAUGCACAAAGCUAAGAAAAGAGAAGGAAGAAUUGAAGGCGGCGAAUGCAGCUGAAACACGAAUGGUAAGAGACCAACUGUCACAACUCCAGCAGCAGGAGCAACGUCGCAACCAACCAUGGGUUUGGACAGGCGCGACACAGUUCCUCAAGGAAUACACAGUCGAUGUACGCACAAGACGGCCUAUGCCACGAGACAGUUGGGGCAGCCUCAAAGUCGAGGUACCGAGCGAUUGUUACUAUGUUUACGAGCCGAGUACCAACGCGAGCUCCUCGCCGUUCCCGAUGAUAAAUUGGCUUGUGGUGAAUGAAGAGCCCAACGACUGGCCACCUCCCCCGAAGACCGGUGCAGUCUGUCAGCCUGGGCAAUUCGACAAAGAUAACUGGUGGUUUGUGAAGAUAGCUCACCCAGGAGGCCGCUUGGCGAUGAUGGCUUAUUACGACGGCAACCAGAGUUCUUACACUACCCCGAACUAUCUUUACCCUAUCCGACUUCCCUUUCCGAGGAACUCUAAGGUUUUCACAAGUACACAGUUCUUCCUGGUUGAGGUGAAUGGUGCAAGAAGGCUUGCUUUCAGGUACCGGGCUUAGCUAAGGUGGGAUUGAGGGCUGGCUAGUUUCCAAUUGUUUCCAACUUGUUUACUUAUUUGGUGUAUGAUUGCUUUUGGAUUUUGUCGUCGGUUGUCACAUUGGUGCUUUGCCACUAGGUCUCGAAGGUGUGUGUAUCUUUCUAUAUUAAUCAUAGACAAUGACUUGGCCUAUUUCUCACCCCCCAAAUGUGAACAGUAGAUAUGAUAAUCCCCAGACAUGAUAAAUCAUAACAAAAUCU
Linum trigynum is the source of this 2077-nucleotide messenger RNA. Lineage: Eukaryota; Viridiplantae; Streptophyta; Magnoliopsida; Malpighiales; Linaceae. The record is from the annotation of a GenBank genome assembly.